This is a messenger RNA of Asparagus officinalis (garden asparagus), 1545 nucleotides long. Its product is annotated as phosphatidylinositol 4-kinase gamma 8-like. The transcript has a single exon. Bases 47 to 1264 code for a protein of 405 amino acids. Lineage: Eukaryota; Viridiplantae; Streptophyta; Magnoliopsida; Asparagales; Asparagaceae. The record is from RefSeq and is a predicted model, not a curated record.
UGCUGUUAUUCAAGCCAAUAGGCCGACGCAGCCAGUUUCCCUCAGCAUGCUCGGUCGCCCAGCUGGGUCUAGGGUUUCUAUGUACGCCAGUGAGACCGGCCUCCGUGAAGUCGCUGCUUAUCUCCUUGACCAUGGCAGCUUCUCUGGCGUGCCUCCGACUGCCCUUAUCAAGAUUUCUCAUCCAUCCCUUCAUUCCGUUGCUGGCUCUCCUUCCGGCACGCUGUCCAAGAAAAUUGCCUCCAUUCAGAGAUUCGUGCCACACAAUUUUGAUGCCGGUGAUCUGGGGCCGUCAAGGUUUUCCGUCACGUCUGUCCACCGUAUCGGCAUUCUUGAUGUGAGGCUCCUCAACAUCGAUCGCCACGCUGGCAAUAUCCUAGUCAGGAAGCACGUGACAAAUGGAAGCUAUCGAGAUGAGCCGUCUCCAAUGGCCGAGCUUGUGCCGAUCGAUCAUGGCCUUUGCCUACCGGAAUUCCUCGAUGACCCUUACUUUGAGUGGUGGCCGCAGUCCACUGUUCCUUUCUCAGAGAUUGAGACCGAGUAUAUAUCAGUGCUGGACCCGUUUAAGGAUGCGACACUUCUUCGGUCUGAGCUGCCGUCGUUAAAGGAGUCAGCCAUCAGAAUUUUUAUUCUCUGUACUAUCUUUCUUAAGAGGGCAGCAGCAGAAGGCCUUUGCUUGGCUGACAUUGGAAGCAUGAUGACAAGGGAUUUUUGUGGGAUUGAAGAACAACCGAGUGUGCUUGAAGCCCUCUGCAACCAAGCAGAAGACUCAAUCCGCACACGCAGUACUAGCUUCUUCUUAGAAGAUGAUAGCAGCAGUGAAGAUAGUGAUUACAGUGAUGAUGAUGAAGAUGAUGAACCGAUUGUUCAGUUUGAGAUGGAAUGUGAUGAUGUCGGAUUCACAAAGAGCUGUAUCGAGAAUGUGCUUGAUAUUCCUCUGUUUCUUCGAAGCAUGAAUGAGGUGAAAUCAAAUGUUUUGGGGACUCUGAGUGAAGGAGGAGGAGAAGAAGAUAAUGGGGAUAAUUUUGAUGAUGAGAGAGAUGAACCCAAGUUGGGAAGUAUCACGAAGAGCCUGAGCCUGACAGCUGCAGAGCUUAACCAUGAAUCUGGUGAAAGUUCAAGUGGCAAGUGUAUCUCCUUCAACAGGAUGAGUGAGGAACAAUGGGGCUUGUUUCUGGAGAGGUUUGAGCAACUAUUGCCUGUGGCUUUUGAGGCAAGGAAGAGCAUGGGGUUGAAGCAAAGGUUAGGAACUUCAUGCAAGUUUUAAGAAACCCAGAGAGAUGUAGAGAGAGAAAUUGAGAUGAUGCAAACUAAAAGAGCUUCUAGAUAGGGUAUUUCAUGAAACUAAUGGAGGAUGUAUGCCAUAUCUGUACAUUGAAUAGGUGGUGUACCAUGCAUAUGGUUUGUAGAUCCAAUUAGGUUUGAGCAGUGGAGUACUUGAAGAAUGAAGAUACUGUUUCAGUAGCAAAUCCCUGAUGGAUGUCCCUAUGGGGAAUGAAGUAUCCUUGAUACCUUUCAUCUGCCUAAUAUGAUGUUCCAUAUUGAUCA